AUGGCGCGUCAGACGCCCGUAACCUCUCCAGCUUCGUCUACGGCUCCUUCACAAUCUUUACUGUCCCCAGCUAGUGUAUUCAAAUUAGUGCCUACAACACCAUUACAGACUACAGCACCUCCCAGACCUGGCGCCCUCCCUGCAGAUCCAGAUGAGUUGUUCACAAGGUACACGAUAGCCGAGGUUAAGACGAGGCAGCUCCAGCUCAGAGCUGAUGCCGAGGCGAAGCAGGAAGAGCUGCGUGUCAUGGUCGGGGAGCGUUACCGCGAUCUCCUACAGGCAUCGACUUCUAUUGUUCUAUUGUCCAAGUCAGCGCAGCGCGUCCACGAUGCUUUGGAGGAGAUCAAGGGUGCAAUUUCCUCACAUGAGCACAUGAAGCUACCUACGCAUGCGGCGGACGCGAGCAAGGGAGACAACCAUCUCGAUACCCUUCAGGCGCUUUCAGCCCAUGUAAAGCUUCUCCUGGACGCGCCCGAGCAUCUCUGGCGACUCAUUGAACGCGAGAAGUUCUUCCAAGCAGCCUGGUUAUUUCUACUUGCACGCGUAGUCCAUCAAGCGCUUGUGCAGGAUGACGACCAGGAUGACGAUAGUUGGAUCAAUCGGGGUAUAGACGUUAUGGAGCAGUUCCCGAUCGUUCAGAGGCAAUGGGAGACAAUAUCCCACUUCAGAACACAGAUCAUCCACAAGGCUACGCUUUCUCUUCGGUCAUUCGAGAAGUCAACGGAGGAUACGUGUGCAACAAUGCUGACAUUGCAUAUUCUGGAUGCAAGACCUCUUACAGAGACGCUCACCAUGUACUUUACCCAACGGACAAGAAUGCUCAAUACCUUCCUCAACAAAUCUGCUGACAUCCCCCAUCUCGAGGUUAGCGGAUCUGCAUCUGGAUUAGCUCCUCAACGUGCGGCGGAAAACAGAGCGUCAUUGCAACGGGCAUUGGAGAUCAUCUCCAGGACCGUUGUCACCGCCCGCGAGAUUUUCUCGAGCCCUGCCGAAGGUGAUCGACCCCUAGCGGUCCGCGCGCUCGAACACAUUCAAGCUGAAUCGCCUAGCACUGAAGAUGAUUUUCCAAGCGAGCUUCUUCUGGAUACGCUGUCCCUACUCUCUACCUUGCCGUCUUCGUCAUACCUUCAGAUUCUCCCGCCAUCAAUCAAGUCCUACAAACCUUACGUGGAUCUAGAGUCUCAGUCUUCUACCGUUUCGCCAGCCGCUGUCGCUGAGGCACUAGACCGCUGGUUUCAACAGAGCACGGCAAGUCUACAAACCGCUUUUCAGAAGUGGCUAUCUGGCCUGGAGACUGUUACGCAGGUUUGGAACCUCAGGACUUUCAUUCACAAAUGGCUCGGCGAUUCGUCUCAUCUAACCGCUGAGGAUCGAGAUGUCUUGGGCGACGCCAUAGAUGAGGCGGUUUCAGGACGCAUUCUGGCCAUAUGGAAGGCGAUCCUCGUCAAAUCCGGACAGGCCUUUACCGACAAGCUUGUGGUGGUUGUUCCCACCUCAGAAAUCCAGCAUUCUUUGGUCGCUCAGCUGUAUCAUCCGCCAGCUGUCCCUUCGCUGCCUCCUCCAGGAAGUGGACCGGCUGUGUUUAUUGGGCCCUUCCAUAAGUAUAGCUCUGCCCUUUCUCAUCAGCUGGACGGUCGUACGGAAAUUCUGGAUUCAGUGCUUGAGAGCUUGGAGGCCCCGGCGGAAGCCAUCUGGCAAGAUCUUCGGCGCAUCGAACUUGCUGACCAAGAGAAGAAACUUGCGAAGCAGCUCCGCCAACAGUAUCGAGUUGCGGCAGACGAAUUGUGCUCUGAAAUAUUGUCUACUUUGAAAGACCUAACAGAGAAAGUCGUUGAUGCAAGCGGUACCGUCUCCAACACAGAGAGUCAGAAGCUCCUUUCAAGAUUGCUGCUCGAGCUCUCGACCACGUCCUCGUUCAUAUACAACGUGGAACCAGACGAAAGCAUGUCGAAGGCAUUCAAAGCAUCGACACUUGAGCUUUUCAACCACGUCAUAAGCUGCUGGAAAGAGCGAAUCAUUGGUGCUCUAGCGAGCAACUACCUCACACAGUCUCCAUUAUCUCAGACUCGAGACGCGGAGACGACCCUCUCUCCGACGGAAGUACUCAUGAACUGUCUCCAUACGCUUUCGACGUCUCUGUUCAGCUUGGGGCUAGCUCAGUCGCCGAUGAGGUUGGAUGUGGUGGCUUUGGGCUCUCUGGUGUCAUUCUGCGCGUCAAUAUCGAAAGGCAACGAACUACCGCAGAACUCCUAUUCUGCACCUGCUAUUUUCGACUUAGCGAUGCUUCAUACGAUACUUUUAACGUGGCAGGGGCAAGACUGUGCUGAUCAACGACUCGAUGAGGCCAUUUCAUCGUUAGACGCGAGGCUUGCAUCUCUGGCCAAAUCUUCUAUUUUCUCUGAGCGGGAAAUGAAGGCUGCAGCUCGCAACCUUCUAAUGCGGACGCAGAUGGUCCUUCCGGCACUUUUGCCUUCCCCUUCUACUGUUGUGCUGAAGGAUAGCUCCUCUGACAAGGCUUCCGACAAGUCUCUGGCGGCCCUGUUGCCCUACGGAGUACCUGCGACGGAUACGCAGUUCCACCCUGUCUUCUCUGUUGCGAAGCCAUCUUCGAGAUUCACAUUACUUAACGUAGAACAGUAGUCGUUUGACAUGCUUUGGGAUCGUCCUCUAGCAGAUACCAGCAUGUGUAGCUCACCUGAAUAUGUGCCAAUCGCGUCGACGAGAACCCUGGGCGACAUCGCGGUUUUGAAAGUGCGCAAUACAUGCCUCGAGCCAGAACACAGAAUUCAGUUCGCCCAGGUGUUGCAGUGGUAUUAACGAAUGAACGAGGCUUUCGAAAGCCUUCUAUACAUAAGAGGUCGGGUAGAACAGCAGCAUACAAGUCUAAACUAUGCCCCUCCAC
This is a messenger RNA of Coniophora puteana RWD-64-598 SS2, 2902 nucleotides long. RefSeq lists its product as uncharacterized. Lineage: Eukaryota; Fungi; Basidiomycota; Agaricomycetes; Boletales; Coniophoraceae. Gene Ontology annotation, cellular component: Golgi apparatus; COG complex. The record is from RefSeq and is a predicted model, not a curated record. The coding region runs from base 1 to 2640 and encodes 879 amino acids. Gene Ontology annotation, biological process: intra-Golgi vesicle-mediated transport. The transcript is spliced from 10 exons.